This is a messenger RNA of Prorocentrum cordatum, 443 nucleotides long. NCBI's taxonomy places the organism in Eukaryota, Dinophyceae, Prorocentrales, Prorocentraceae. The record is from the annotation of a GenBank genome assembly.
CGUGGCGCGCCGGCGGCGGCGGCCCGCCGUCGUGCUGGCUGGGCGAGGGCGGCCCGGGCCGCCGGGCGGCGCUGGCGGCCGCGGCGGCCGCAGCGGCGGCCACGGCGGCGGGGUCGGAGAAGGCCGAGGCGUUCCCGAACGCGGUCAGGAAGGUCCAGCGCGACCUCAACAAUCCCAAGCGGCCUGGGCAGCAGGCAGGGGACCUGGGCAUGAUGCCGCGAAUCGGCUACCCGGAGGGUGCCCUCAAGGAGUGCGACAACAGCCCCAACUGCUUCUCGACCACCACGAGCGUCGUGGACGAGCAGUACCACGACAUCAAGCCCUGGGUGUUCAAGGGCAAGACCCCCGAGCAGGCCAUGACGGAGGUGAAAGACGUUCUGGCGGCGUACGAGCCUAGUCAGCAGGACAUCGACGGAGGCGGUUUCAAGGUCUUCGCCGAAGGC